AUGCCUUCUCCAAGCCUCGACAAAGACACUUCCGGUCCCAAGACCCCACAAUCAAGUUUAGAAGACGGAGUAGAGCUCAUGGUCCGCGGAACAUUCAAGGAAUAUGUGGAACGUACAUUUGGUGAAAGAUACAUUCUCGAGCAUCCAGAUCUAGUCUCUCUUUUUGAGCCUUCAAAUCCCCGUGAAUCGUCCAUAUCUGUUAUUUCACCAGCAUUAGAGCUACUUGAGCUUGCUUUCGCGUCACUCACGGAGGCCGAAGUUCAAUCCACCGACAUUAAAAGCGCUCUUCAUACGAAAUUUUUCUUUGACGAGACUUUUUCGAUACCUUCAUCACUUGAAAAUACAUCGGUGAAAGCAUUGGUGCUGGUCAUAAAAGCUAUAAGUAAUGAUGGCUUGCCUGUUGAAAGGAAAGAACCCAGAGAGUUCAUUAAUUUUUCUGAGCCCGUUCGUAAUCAUCUCAUUUAUAAGUGUAGUUCCCCGAAUAACUGCACGGGGAACACACUGGAAUGCAUCAUCGAUUCCGAGGGUCCAUCGGUUAUCCAGAGACCUACCGAAGACUCACCGGACUAUCUUCCUCAUCAUUCAACCACGAGUAGUGAUUUCAAAAUAGAUUUUGUUCAUCCUUGCCACGAGUAUACUGAGCUCUCCGACCUGCUUCACGGCACCAAUCAAACAGAUCGACUCAGUCACCACAACGGGGUACUUUUAGUACCAGAAAAUCGGACCCCCAAUUAUUACAAGUAUGUCAAGAAAUUGAUCGAGAACAAAAAUCAUGGAAUUAUUGCAACCUAUAUGGGGUGCUGUAAGCAUAAUCCUCGUCUUUGGACGAAGAUAAAUGACGAAACCAUGAGCGAAGAGAAACAUAAAUUUAACUGUCGUGUUUGCAGUCAUAGUUGCGCUUUACUGGAUGGUAGAAUAUGUACUCAUUGCAGCAAGGAGAAGGUUUUGCAGAAAUUGGAUUGCAAAAAGGAGUACGGAGUGCCCCUGACGAGCUAUAUUCGGCACUGUAGUCCACAGGGACCGAGCGAGGAUAUACUACGCCACUAUUAUUUGGACAAAGACGAAGACGGGGUGGUUCAAGAAUUGGUGAACUACUCGAUAAGCGAUAUAGUGGCUGACGCCCUUCAAAAGUCAAUCUGA
Molecule: messenger RNA, 1140 nt
Organism: Botrytis sinoallii
Lineage: Eukaryota; Fungi; Ascomycota; Leotiomycetes; Helotiales; Sclerotiniaceae
Exons: 2
Coding region: 1-1140 (379 amino acids)
Source: RefSeq, a predicted model, not a curated record